UAGAGAAUAAUUAAAUGAGCUUUAUAAGGUUUGACGUUUUUUGUUUAACUUAAGAUUAGAAAUCUUUAGUAUAUAAAGGUUAAUGUCAAGGUAGGAAAAAAUUAAACUGAAUUUGUGACUGUAGCAGGGAUAUAGAUUGGAGAAAUGUGGGUAAAAUUGGUUUUAGUUCUAGUUGCUACCCAACUGUCCUCUGAGAUUGUAUCAGCUACUACAUCCAGAGUGGUGUGUUAUCAUGGAACAUGGGCUCGUUAUAGAAACGGAAAAGGGGCUUACCAACUUACGGACAUACCUACUUCAUUAUGUACCCAUUUAAUCUACAGUUUUAUCGGAUUAUCUGCGUCUGGAGAAAUGGUUUCCUUAGACUCUUAUUUGGACAAUGAUUUAAAUAAUCUAAAUAAAUUUACUGGCUUGAAAUCAUCAAACUCAAAUUUAAAGACUCUCGUUGCCAUCGGAGGCUGGAACGAAGGUUCUGUUAAAUUCUCAACUCUUGCUGCAUCAGCAUCUCUUAGAAGUACAUUUAUACAAAAUGCUUUGCAAUAUUGUCAAAAUCAUAAUUUUGAUGGACUUGAUUUCGAUUGGGAAUAUCCAGCUCAACGUGGUGGAGCCGCAGCUGACAAGGAAAACUUCAUAACUCUACUAAAAGAAACCAAAGCAGUUUUUGAAGCAAAUGGUCUAUUAGUAUCAGUUGCUGUUGCCGCUGGUUCUGCAUCUGUGGCACUAUCGUACGAUGUUGCUCGUAUAUCCCAAUAUGUCGACAUGAUUAACGUAAUGACAUACGAUUUACACGGUUCUUGGGAUGGAGUAUUGGGACAUAAUGCACCCUUGUAUGCAUCAUCCGUUGACACCACUGCGGCGAGCAAACAACUCAACGUUGAUGCUGCUAUUUCAAACUGGAUUGCUCAAGGCGCUGAUCCCCAAAAAAUCAACCUUGGUGUACCUUUGUAUGGAAGAACUUUCACAAUCACCAGUAGCACCAACGUCGCUGUAGGAGCAGUUUCUAGCGGAGCAGGUAUUUCAGGUCCCUACACAUUGGAAGCUGGAUAUUUAGGAUAUAAUGAAAUUGUUGAAAAAGAAUUACAAGGAGGAUGGACCUAUGUCUGGGACAAUGAACAGCAAGUUCCCCAUAUGUACAAAGGAGACCAAUGGGUAGGAUUUGAUGAUCCAAAAGCCGUACAAGUUAAAACCAAAUAUGCACAAGAUAAAGGACUUGGUGGUGUUAUGGCUUGGGCUAUCGAAACAGAUGAUUUCCAAGGAUUAUCUGGAGUUAAAAAUCCACUCUUAAGAGCUAUUAAUGAACAAUUGGCAACAUCUUCAAACGCUGCUGCUGAAACAAAUGAAAGUGCAGCUGCAGCUGCGGAAUCCUCAGCUUCCGCUGCAGAAUCUUCGGCUUCAGCUGCAGAAUCAUCAGCUUCCGCUGCAGAGUCGUCAGCUUCGGCUGCAGAAUCCUCAGCUUCUAACACAAACAGUGAGGCUGCUUCAAAUACCUCAAACAAUGAAGCCGCGUCAAAUUCAAAAGUUCAGAACAGUGUGUGCUCUAAGGCUGGAUAUGUUAGGGAUCCCAGCGAUUGCUCCAAAUUCUACUAUUGCGCUGCUAAUACCAGUGGUGUUUUAGUUGGUGUUCAAAUGUCAUGUUACGGUGGUCUUUAUUUUGAUACUAACAGUAACGUAUGUAACUGGAAGGCGUUAGUUACUAACUGUAACUAAUAGAAGAAAUCAUUGUACUUUUAAAGUUUUCCUUUGUUGGACAGAUGGUGAUAGUAAAACACUUAAAAACUUUAUGCAAAAUAUAUUUUUGUGAACUUUUAUAAUGUACGUUAAAAAAUAUAGAAAUUAAACGCUA
Messenger RNA from Diabrotica virgifera virgifera (western corn rootworm), 1840 nucleotides. Its product is annotated as chitinase-3-like protein 1. The record is from RefSeq and is a predicted model, not a curated record. Gene Ontology annotation, molecular function: chitin binding; chitinase activity. Gene Ontology annotation, biological process: chitin catabolic process; carbohydrate metabolic process. Lineage: Eukaryota; Metazoa; Arthropoda; Insecta; Coleoptera; Chrysomelidae. Bases 145 to 1704 code for a protein of 519 amino acids. Gene Ontology annotation, cellular component: extracellular region. The transcript is spliced from 10 exons.